This is a messenger RNA of Fraxinus pennsylvanica, 1437 nucleotides long. The record is from the annotation of a GenBank genome assembly. NCBI's taxonomy places the organism in Eukaryota, Viridiplantae, Streptophyta, Magnoliopsida, Lamiales, Oleaceae.
AUGCUUCACAUUCUUUGCAGGCGUCAUCGAGUAUUGCUUCUACACACCCUCAAGCUUAAACCCUGUUCGGAUUCACAAAUUUCUAAUUCUCUCUCAUUCUCUUCUCAUUUACGCAGUUUCUCGCUCAAAUCUUCACAGUCAACAACAAUGAGAUCUUCACGAAGAGUAAGUGCAGCUGUAAGGACAGAAAGCGGAUCAGGCACAAUGGAGGUUGAUAUCUCCUUGAGUCCUAGAGUAAAUUCAGUGAAGCCUUCAAAGACCGUGGCUAUAAUUGAUCAGGCAGCUGCUCUUGCUCAAGCUGGUGUGCCUGUUAUUCGGCUAGCAGCUGGAGAACCUGAUUUUGAUACUCCAGCAGUAAUAGCUGAGGCAGGAAUUAGUGCCAUUCGAGAAGGAUACACAAGGUAUACUCCUAAUGCGGGUACUUUAGAACUCCGUUCAGCUAUUUGCCACAAGCUGAAAGAGGAGAAUGGAAUAUCUUACACACCUGAUCAAAUUUUGGUGAGUAAUGGGGCGAAGCAGAGUAUUCUUCAGGCAGUUCUUGCAGUUUGUUCCCCAGGAGAUGAGGUUCUAAUUCCUGCUCCAUAUUGGGUGAGCUACCCAGAUAUGGCGAAGUUGGCUGAUGCAACCCCUGUAAUUCUUAAUACCCACAUAUCUGAAAAUUUUCUUUUAGAUCCAAAGCUUCUUGAAUCGAAACUCAGUGAGAAGUCAAGGCUGUUGAUUCUUUGCUCGCCAUCCAACCCAACAGGGUCUGUUUAUCCGCGUAAAUUGCUUGAAGAGAUUGCUCAUAUUGUAGCAAAGCAUCCCAGGCUUCUGGUUCUCUCUGAUGAAAGUUAUGAACAUAUUAUUUAUGCUCCGGCAACUCAUACGAGCUUUGCAUCUUUACCUGGCAUGUGGGAUAGAGCUCUAACUGCAAAUGGCUUUUCAAAGGCAUUUGCCAUGACUGGUUGGAGACUUGGAUAUCUUGCUGGUCCCAAACACUUUGUGGCUGCAUGUGCGAAGAUUCAAAGUCAGUCGACUUCGGGUGCCAGCAGUAUAUCUCAAAAGGCAGCAUUUGCCGCUUUAGGAAUGGGAUAUGCUGGUGGAGAAACAGUGUCAGUUAUGGUCAAGGCAUUCCAAGAGCGGAGAGAUUUUCUGGUUAAAAGCUUCGGAGAAAUGGAGGGAGUUAAAAUCUCAGUGCCUCAGGGAGCUUUUUACCUCUUCCUUGAUUUCAGCUCUUACUUCGGAGCGCAGAUCGACGGGUUUGGUGCCAUUAAUGGUUCCGAGUCCCUGUGCCGAUAUUUGCUUGACAAGGCUCAAGUUGCUCUUGUCCCGGGGGAUGCUUUUGGCGAAGACAGCUGCAUCCGCAUAUCGUAUGCAGCAUCCCUUUCCACUCUAAAGGAUGGAGUAGACAGAAUUAAGAAAGCUCUAAUCUCAGUCAGGCCGGCAAUUCCAGUUUAA